Nymphaea colorata (pocket water lily) is the source of this 2063-nucleotide messenger RNA. RefSeq lists its product as uncharacterized. The transcript is spliced from 3 exons. The record is from RefSeq and is a predicted model, not a curated record. NCBI's taxonomy places the organism in Eukaryota, Viridiplantae, Streptophyta, Magnoliopsida, Nymphaeales, Nymphaeaceae. The coding region runs from base 322 to 1371 and encodes 349 amino acids.
UUCCCCUUUUGAUUUAAGAAAAAAAAAAAAAAAAAAAAUUGCAACCACUGUAGCCAGCCUUGCAUAUAUUCCGUCUCUUUCCAGCACCAAGAUCUGGCUCACACCAUGUGAAACAGGACUCCAGCUUGGUUAAAAAAAGAAAAAUAGAAGCACUGCUUCACUCAUAGGUGCUCGUCAGUUGUACCAAACGCCUCUUCCAGUAUAAAAUUUCAAUUACCAUAUCAAAUCGAAGGGUUCUGUGACGUUACAGAACUCGAGAAGUCAGCAAAAGGAAUGAAGAAAUAGGAGAUUUUGAGAGAUCAAGUUCACAGAGAAAGGAAGAUGAUCUGUCAUGCUGCGAGGAGGAACCACAGGGCUUAUGCAUUCGGAGUUUUCUCUCUGGUCAUGACUGCCUCAGGCUUCUGCUUCUUCUUCCUUUUCUGCGUCCCAAGAGUUGGCGUCUUGCAGCGCAGCUCAAGUUGGAAGUUCAGUUUCAACCUUCGGCUAACUGAACCUCCGUGGCUUUGGGGGUCUCAGGAAGCCAACCAAAAUGAAAUUUUGGAAGGAGUAUUAAACAGAGCAGCGAUGAGGAACAGAACAGUCAUCUUAACCACACUGAACAAAGCAUGGGCUGCUCCUGGUUCUAUCAUCGAUCUCUUUCUUGAGAGUUUCAGAAUUGGAGAACAAACUAGCGAUCUACUAAACCAUUUGGUUAUCAUCUGUUUGGAUCAAAGUUCAGUCGAAAGAUGUGAGUCAAUACAUUCACAUUGUUUCUUGCUCAGUACAGAAGGCACAGACUUCUCUGCUGAAAAGCUCUUUGGAACACCCGAUUACCUGAAGAUGAUGUGGAGGAGGAUCAAGUUCUUGCGGACUGUUCUGGAAUUGGGUUUCGAUUUCGUUUUCACAGAUGCAGACAUAAUGUGGUUCAGAAAUCCAUUCCACCAAUUCUUCCCAGAUGCAGAUUUCCAGAUAGCAUGCGACAAAUUUAAUGGCAAUUCAUCAGACGUGAACAACUUUGUGAAUGGUGGUUUUAAAUAUGUGAAAUCAAACCACCGAACAAUUCGGUUCUAUGAAUUUUGGUACAACUCAGGAAAGUUCUAUCCUGCUCUCCAUGACCAAGAUGUGCUGGACAUCAUUAAAAAGAACAGCUUCACCAACGAAAUUGGUCUGAAGAUGAAAUUUCUUGACACUGCUUAUUUUGGUGGGUUCUGCGAGCCUAGCAAAGACAUGAACAAGGUCUGUACAAUGCACGCAAACUGCUGCAUUGGCCUUCAGAACAAACUAAGUGACUUGAGACUCACCCUUGACGAUUGGAGAAACUUCACUGUGCAGACCACAUUGGAGAGGAGUAGACCCCCAACUUGGAGGGCACCAAAAAGUUGUCACAUGUGAUUCAAGAUGCUUAUUCAACUGCAAAAAGAAAGAGGUCAAUAUGCCCAAUAAUUGUUUCCCUCUACAGAAUGCCUCCUGUUCUUGGUCAAUUUGGGAAUUCUGGAUUUUACAGUGCCACAAUUAAGUGCUUCAUUCAUGAUGCAGAAAACGAAACUGAGUGGGUGAAAUUAGGAAUUUUGAGUCAACAAAGUCUCAUCCUUAAUCACCUCCAUCAAUGGUGAAAUAGAAGCUUGGAAUCGUUGUCAGAUGCUUCAAUUUCAGUGGAAAAAAAAAAAAAAGAUGGUGGUAUUCAUCCAUUACAAAAAUGUUCCUUUUGACUUGGAACUGAUACCGGAUUACUUGAACACACUCAGAAGAUAAAGCAAAGUGACAAAAAAAGAACAAAAGAUGCCGGCGUCCAUCAAUUGCAGAUAGUUCUGUCGGCAUUACAGAGUCAACAGAAGGAAAAAAGAAAAAAAGUAACCAAUUUUGACAAAACUGUUCCAGUAUUUGCCAUUAUUAUUCCUUCGGAAGCUGACUGCAGUUCGGCACAUCAAUCAACUAUUCUAUUCUGGUUAAACCAGUGAACCUACAUUUAACUGUUGGAAUCAAAAGCCCCAACAUCAAAAAGUUGGUAAAAUUUCAUUUUGAAUAAAGCUUCAUUCUAUACAUUUAGAUCCUUUUUCAAGCCAAACGACUAUCCCUUUAAUUAC